AUGUCCCGCCUUCACGCCCGCGGGAAGGACCGCCGGUAUCCACCGCCUUCAUCAUCCGCGACCGAAGCCCCAUGGACGCCCAAGCAUGUUGCCUCCAGCCCAAGCCGCGAGGACACACAGGGAUCCAGAACACCGUCGCAUGCCACCCACCAGCAAGCACCCAGACGGGCCCAUUCCCUUGCCUCACGCCACGUCGGAGCCUCGGCGACAGAUCCGGAUGGAAGGAGGGAGAGGGGUGGGGGGUUUCUACCUUUAAUCUUCCGCUACGGGUUGUCCAGUCGCAUGGGGAGAGUGACUGGUCCAACUAGGCCGUCAGUGAUAAACGUCAACGCUGACGAUUUGGACGUGAUGAAGGAGAGAUUUGCGAAGCUGCUGCUUGGAGAGGACAUGUCAGGGACCGGGAAAGGCGUGCCGUCGGCUCUAGCGCUGUCCAACGCCAUCACCAACCUGGCCGCGUCCGUCUUUGGGGAGCACCGCAAGCUGGAACCCAUGGCGCCGGACACCAAGGAGCGGUGGAAGAAGGAGGUCGGCUGGUUGCUGUCCGUCACCGACCACAUCGUCGAGUUUGUCCCGACAAGACAGACCGCCGAGAACGGCACUACCAUGGAGAUCAUGUCGACAGCGCAGCGUCGCGACCUGCAGAUGAAUAUCCCCGCUCUGCGCAAGCUAGACGCCAUGCUGAUUGGUUACAUGGACAACUUCGUGGACCAGACCGAGUUCUGGUACGAGAAGGGCGGCGACAACAAGCGCGACGACGACAAGUGGUGGAUGCCGACGGUGAAGGUGCCGGCGGAGGGCCUGUCGGAUGUGACCCGCAAGUGGCUGCAGUACCAGAAGGAGUGCGUGAACCAGGUGCUCAAGGCCGCCAUGGCCAUCAACGCGCAGGUGCUGGUGGAGAUGGAGAUCCCAGAGAUCUACAUCGAGUCGCUCCCCAAGAAGGGCAAGACGAGCCUGGGCGACGCCAUCUACCGGAGCAUCACCGACGAGGAGUUCGAUCCGAUCGAGUUCCUGGAAGGGGUGGACCUGUCGACGGAGCACAAGGUGCUUGAUCUCAAGAACCGCAUCGAGGCCUCCACCAUCAUCUGGAAGCGCAAGAUGCAGACCAAGGACGCCAAGUCCUCCUGGGGUUCCAUCAUCAGCUUCGAGAAGCGCGAGCAGUUCGAGGAGCGCGCCGAGACCAUCCUCCACCUCCUCAAGCUUCAGUUCCCCGGAGCCCCACAGUCACAGCUCGACAUCUCCAAGAUCCAAUACAACAGGGAUGUUGGUUACGCGCUCCUGGAGAGCUACUCGCGCGUCCUAGAGAGCCUGGCGUAUAGCGUGAUCUCGAGGAUCGAGGACGUGCUGGGUGCGGACGCGGCGGCCACGAACCUGACGGCGAGCGAGGCGGCUCGGAGGCAGCUGGAGAUGAACGCGCCAAGGAAGCUGGACGCCAGGGAGGAGCUGGAGAAGCUCAACGAGGCGCCGGCGUCCAUGACGCUCUACGACUUCAUGGGAUGGCACUUCGACCAGGACGAGCUCAUGAGGAAGAAGGAGGGGGGCACGCUCGACGAGGCCGGCGAGGCCAUGCUGCUCAAGAAGGCGCCAAGCCUCGCCCCCAAGAAGUUCUCCUACGUGGACAGCCUCACCGGCGGCAAAGUUGUCAUAAAUGCUCCCACCAGUGAUGAACGGGCUCUGGUUUAUGGAAACCAUGAGACCGAGGCAUGGGGAAAGCCGAAGGGAGAGAGCCUUGGUGAACAACUUCGCAAGGAGGUGGAUGAGGUUCAUGGGGAAAAAGUCAAAGAGGGUCUUGGCAUCAACAUGGGAGAGUGA
Molecule: messenger RNA, 1809 nt
Organism: Triticum turgidum subsp. durum (durum wheat)
Lineage: Eukaryota; Viridiplantae; Streptophyta; Magnoliopsida; Poales; Poaceae
Source: the annotation of a GenBank genome assembly